UUCUCACUCCUAAUCAGUCACAAUUUGAUCAUUGUCAUCUCUGGUUGUCACUCAAAUCUAGUUAAUUGUGUAUACACUUGAUUACAGUAUUUCCCUCUAGAUGCAAAUAACGUUUUCCAAUGGAGUUAUGGAAACCUCGAGAUUGUCAUUUUGUUAAUUCUUAGGUUGUUUAGUUCAAAUUAGGUUCAUAUUUAUUUUUAAUUUCAAUUUUACAAUUACUGUCAUUGUUGUUUCCACCUUUGAAAUCCCUUGAACGAUACUAGUUUUGAUCCACAUUUAAAUUUGUGUGCGGUGAUAUAACUGGUGAACAUCCUUGAUCAUUUGUGACUGGCUAACCAUUUGACAUUUUCAACAAUCAACUUAUUAACGAAGUUAAUUAAGAGUUGACAAGAGAUCCAAUCAAUCAGUGAAAACCAAUGAUUCUGGUUAAGCGAUUUUUCAAAGCUUUAGUUAGGAGAAAGCCGAUUGAAGAAGACGCAGAAUCAAAAUCUAGACUUGUUAGAUGUCUAAACACUUUUGACCUAACUGCUUUAGGAGUUGGUUCUACACUUGGACUAGGUGUUUACGUAUUAGCUGGUCAUGUUGCCUACAAACAAGCUGGACCCGCUGUGAUUAUCUCUUUUUUUAUUGCUGCCAUUGCUUCAGUGUUUGCUGGUCUUUGCUAUGCUGAGUUUGGAGCUCGAGUGCCUAAAGCUGGUUCAGCUUAUAUUUACAGUUAUACCACUGUUGGUGAGUUCAUGGCCUUUAUUAUUGGAUGGAAUCUAAUCUUGGAAUAUGCUAUUGGAACGGCAUCGGUAGCGCGAGGUUAUAGUGGUUAUGUUGAUGCUCUUAUCGACAAUAAGAUCGCACAUUUUUUCAAUGAAACUCUACCACUUCCAAUCCCUGGAACUGCUGGUUAUUUUGAUGGCUUUGCAUUCACGUUAACAAUGGUCCUUGCCGUUAUGCUGGCUUUUGGGGUUAAAGAGUCGACAGGAUUCACUGCCAUUUUCACUGUUGUCAAUUUGUAUGCUGUUUUCUUUGUGAUAAUUGCUGGUGCUUUUCGUUCUAGUCUUGAUAAUUGGGAAAUUCCUGCGAGUCAAGUUCCUCCCGGUUUCGGCAAAGGGGGUUUCUUUCCAUAUGGAUUUCAAGGUGUAAUGAAAGGAGCAGCUACUUGUUUCUAUGGGUUUGUUGGUUUUGAUGCCAUUGCUUCUACCGGUGAAGAGGCCAAAAACCCUCAAAGAUCAAUUCCCCUCAGUAUAACGAUAUCAUUGUUUCUCAUUUUAUUGGCUUAUCUGGGUGUUGCUGGUGUUUCAACCUUAAUGGCUCCUUACUGGUUACAAGGUUCUAACGCUCCACUCACUGAUAUUUUCACCAUGCACCACGGUUGGGUUGGAUCAACUUACAUCAUCACAUUUGGUGCUAUUACAAGUUUGUCAACGGCUCUUCUAGGAUCUCUAUUUCCUCUUCCUCGUGUUUUAUUUGCCAUGGCAUCUGACGGAUUGAUUCCUUCAGUAUUCAAAUCUACUGCUGGAGCCAAGAAAACUCCUAUUUUCUCGACCAUAAUGUCUGGAUUAUUCGCAGGUAUAACGGCUGCUUUAUUUUCCACCGAUGAAUUAACUGACAUGAUGUCCAUUGGAACACUGUUAGCUUAUACUCUAGUCGCAUUAUCAGUGCUGAUUUUAAGGUAUCGAUGUGAUGAUCCAGUUGACUCAAAUCCAGCUCAUGAAAAGGAUGGAAAUGAAGAUAAUGAAAGUGUAAACAAUAACACUGCUGAUGAUGAUCAACUGGUUGUUGUUAGUCAAAAGCCAAGUUUAAUGUCUCUUUUACUCAACUUGGAAGGAUUUAAGGUACCAAACGAGAGUACAACAGAAGUCAGUGCAACUAUUAUACUCGUAAUCAGCUUUCUCUGUUUGAUUCUCGAUGGAUGUUUAACCUUCCUGUACGAUGAAAUUGUUGCUGGCAGUAUUUACUCAUUGAGUGCUAUUGCUAUUAUUUUUACUUUCAUCAUCAUUCUCAUGAUUUUACUUAAUCGACAACCUCAAACCUCAAUCCCAAACCAGACUCGCCUUGUUCCACUUUUACCUGCACUACCAAUAGUAUCUGCAUUGUUCAACUUUUAUCUUAUGUAUAAUCUGAGUAAACGAACAUGGUUUCGAUUUCUCGUUUGGAUGGGAUUUGGUUUAUCUACAUAUUUCAUGUUUAGCAUGAGAAACAGCAAAGGUUACUUAAAGCAAAGUUAUAAAGAGACCGAAGAUGAGGAAUCGGAAGAAACGAACCAACCAGUGAUACCAGUUGCACGAAACGAAGAUAUUCAUAACAAUCACUUUAAUAAUCUGUGAUUUAAAAUACGACCAUUUUUAAAAUCAAUUAGUUUCAUUAUUUCAUCUGUAUUUUAUUAUUCAUUAAACAAGUGAC
Messenger RNA from Tetranychus urticae (two-spotted spider mite), 2394 nucleotides. NCBI's taxonomy places the organism in Eukaryota, Metazoa, Arthropoda, Arachnida, Trombidiformes, Tetranychidae. The record is from RefSeq and is a predicted model, not a curated record.